AUGGAUGGAGUUGAGUUUGAAGGAACUGUUGACCCUACAAAUGUCGAGGCCAAACCUCCUAUUCUUACAUGGAAUGAUUUUGUGAAAGAAUUUCAUAAGAAGUAUGUCCCACCUGUUUAUCAUGAUAUAAAGAAAAAAGAGUUCUUAAAUUUAGAGCAAGGGAGUAUGUCUAUCGCUGAAUAUCAGCAGAUGUUUCUCAGGCUGUCGCGCUAUGCUGGGGGAUCGACAAGGAACAAGCUGGUAGAAAUGAACAUAAGUUCAGGAAAGCUUAUGCAGAUUUGUGUGGUUCAUCAAAAAAAAGGGAGGUUUGACAGUUCCCAAGCUAAUACUUUUUGUAAGUUAGCCCAACAUAAGCAGAAUAGAUCAAGUUCCUUUACUGCCAACACUCCAAGCUAUGGCCGAGAUAAGACUUGCAUACCCACCUAUGCACAAUGUGGAAGAAAUCACUUUGGUACUUAUAGAAGAGCUUCUGGCACUUAUUUUAAUUGUGGGAGCUUCGAUCAUAAGGUGAGGUAUUGUCCUAAUCCUAACCCCACGUCUUUUCCGCAUACGGAAGCCUCGGUUAAAAAACUUGUUACCACUCCCUCUCAAGGGAAUAGAGGUGCAAGAUCUAGAAACACACAAACAAUAGGUGUAGGUACAACCAAUCUAGCUGGUGGGUCAAGAUCUACAGCACGAGCUUAUGCGAUGAGACAGAGGGAUGACCAGGAUGGAGCGGAUGUGGUUGUUGGUAAAUUUCACUUAUUCGACUUAUGUAUUGUUAUAUUAUUUGAUUCUGGUUCUACACAUGCGUAUGUUUGCUCAUCAUUGGAUUUCCAAGACUAUGAUGUCAUUAUCAAUAUGGAUUGGCUUUAUAGAUACCAUGCCGUAGUUGAUUGUAGGUCAAAGCAUGUGACCUUUAUAGUUCCUUCACUUUCAUAUAUCAUUGUUCAAGGUGAAAGAUCAUUGACGUCUAAUAUCAUCUCUACAGUAGUGGCAAAGAAGAUGGUUAGACAAGAUUGUGAAGCAUAUCUUGCUCAUAUAUUUAAUACACGCCUAGAAGGUCCAAGCCUUGAGGAUAUACCCAUUGUGUGUGAAUUUGUUGAUGUCUUCCCUGAAAAUAUUUUCGGACUGCCCCCUAAAAGGGAGGUUGAAUUUCCCAUAGAAGUUGUUCUUGGAACCACUCCUAUCUCUAUGACGCCUUAUCGAAUGGCUCCGGAUAAUGAAGAUCAUAGAAAGCAUUUUCGAAUUGUUUUGCAAAUUCUGCAAGAGAAGAAGUUUUAUGCCAAGUUGUCUAAAUGUGAAUUUUGCCUUGGUGAAGUAGCCUUUCUGGGACAUAUUGUGUCGGCGGCAGGUGUGAAAGUGGAUCUUAGUAAAAUUCACGCUAUUAUUGAAUGGAAACAACCUAAAAGUCUAACUGAACUAACAAGUUUCUUGGGUUUAGUGGGAUACUUUAGAAGGUUUGUCAAAGGCUUCUCCAUUAUAGCCUCCCCUUUGACUAAACUCUUGAGGAAGGAUGACAAGUUUGUAUGGGAUGACAAAUGCCAGGAUAGUUUUGAAAAGCUCAAAUCCUUAUUAACACAAGCUCUUAUACUUACUCCACCAAAUGUAGGGAAGGAAUAUGUGAAAUAUAGUGAUGCCUCUAAUUGUUGUUUGGGAUGUGUCUUGCUUUUGCAAGUCAAACCAGUUCUACUUGAACAGGUGAAAGAAGCACAGAAAUUAGACGAGAAGUUGGUGAAAUUAAUCAAAAAAGCUCAAAUUGGAGAAAAGCUUGAUUUUAAAUUAGGGAGGAUGGUGUUCUACUUUAUCAAAACGGGUUAUGUAUCCCUAAAGAUGACAAUUUGA
This is a messenger RNA of Solanum dulcamara, 1824 nucleotides long. RefSeq lists its product as uncharacterized. Bases 1 to 1824 code for a protein of 607 amino acids. Lineage: Eukaryota; Viridiplantae; Streptophyta; Magnoliopsida; Solanales; Solanaceae. The transcript has 5 exons. The record is from RefSeq and is a predicted model, not a curated record.